UCACCACUGCUCCCUCUCUCUCUACAAUACAUACAAUCCAUCAUCAUAUAGUGAUAUACAUACAAACAUGGCUGUGUGCAAACAAUAUUGUUUCUCACUUGUCUUCAUGACCUUUUUGUACGUAACAUGUACACUAGCAGCCAAUGCUCAGUACAACGUUGAAAGCUAUGGAGCAAAACCCGAUGGUAAGACUGACUCCACCAAGGCCUUUAUGGCCGCAUGGACGGCUGCCUGUGCCUCCACUUCCCCGGCCACCAUUAACGUCCCGUCGGGAAGGUUCCUGCUUGGCAGUGCGAUCACAUUUGGAGGCCAAACAUGCAAGAGCAAGGCCAUAAGGUUUGAAAUAGAUGGAACAAUUGUUGCCCCAUCUGACUAUAAUGUUAUUGGAAAGGCUGAUAAUUGGAUCAAAUUUGUAAGGGUGAGCGGAGUUUCCAUUGUGGGCGGAACCCUAGACGCCAAGGGUGCUGCUCUUUGGUCCUGCAAAAGCUCCUCCAAGAGUUGUCCAGAUGGAGCUGGGACACUGGCGUUUUACAACUCAAACAACGUUGUUAUCGACGGACUAAGUUCACAAAACAGUCAGAAGUUUCACAUUCGCAUUGAAAGCUGCCAUAACGCCAAGUUACAAGGAGUGAAGGUCUCGGCUGCCGGAAACAGCCCCAACACCGACGGAAUCCACGUGCAGUCGUCGACAGGUGUAACAAUCUUGAAUUCCCACAUCGGCACCGGUGAUGACUGUAUCUCCAUCGGUCCUGGGAACUCCAACUUGUGGAUUGAAAACAUCGCCUGCGGCCCCGGCCACGGAAUCAGCAUUGGGAGUUUAGGUUGGAAAGAGCAGGAGGCUGGAGUACAAAAUGUGACGGUUAAAACCGCUACCUUUACCGGCACUCAGAAUGGGUUGAGGAUCAAAACGUGGGCAAGGCCAAGCAAUGGAUUUGUGAAAAAUGUUGUUUUCCAACACGCAGUAAUGUCUAACGUUAAACACCCCAUCAUCAUCGACCAAAAUUACUGUCCUAACAACCAAAAUUGUCCUCAUCAGGGCUCGGGCGUGAAGAUAAGCAACAUAAAGUAUAAAGACAUACAUGGUACAUCAGCGACGCAAGUGGCGAUGACAUUCGAGUGCAGCAAGACACAACCGUGCCGUGGCAUAACGUUGGACGAUGUAAACUUGACGUACAAAAAUCACCCGGCUCAAGCCUCAUGCUCUAACGCCGGAGGGACGUCUUCCGGUUCCGUUACGCCGGCGAGCUGCCUCUAAGCGCUUCAAAAUAUACAUACACACAUGCUUUAAUUUUCAGAUGAUUGAAUAUAAUUGAAGUAAUUCAUAUAAUUUGUCACUUAUAUAUAGUUGAAGCUGUUGGCGUCUAUGUUAGCCUCAUUUGGCUUUACGUCUAUACGUACAAAAAUGUAUAUACUCACAAUAAUACUAUAUAUACGUUUGCUUUUUCGAAUAAUAUAUUAAUAUAAUUGUAAAAUUUGGAAUCAA
Molecule: messenger RNA, 1483 nt
Organism: Ipomoea triloba (trilobed morning glory)
Lineage: Eukaryota; Viridiplantae; Streptophyta; Magnoliopsida; Solanales; Convolvulaceae
Product: polygalacturonase-like
Exons: 4
Coding region: 68-1255 (395 amino acids)
Biological process (GO): carbohydrate metabolic process
Molecular function (GO): polygalacturonase activity
Source: RefSeq, a predicted model, not a curated record